Molecule: messenger RNA, 99 nt
Organism: Pan troglodytes (chimpanzee)
Lineage: Eukaryota; Metazoa; Chordata; Mammalia; Primates; Hominidae
Exons: 1
Coding region: 1-99 (32 amino acids)
Source: RefSeq, a predicted model, not a curated record
AUGUCACCUACGGCCCCCUUAGUCUCAGCUCAGCCAAAAACUUUAAUGCAAAGGAAAAGUCUGGAUUGGUUCCACAGGCCUUUUAAAAAGCGGACUUAA